AUGGCGAGAAGCUGCGUCGUUGUCAUGCGCCUCGAGAUGGCGGGCGACAUAUUGGUCUUAACCGCCUCCGCACGCUUAGGUCUCAUUGCUCCCGCCAUAUCAGCUUAUACUUUCAUCGACUCCCAGCCGACUCUGGAGAAGUUCACGCGUAGCUCUCAGUUUUGCUACAUCCAAGAUGCGUACGUGACUAAUCUUUGGAUGUUGGGUGCACGCGCAUCGUCCGUGAUUUGUGAUGGCCUCGUCUUCGGAUUGACGUGGAUGGUUGUUCGGCCUGGGGCCGCAACUGGAGAGUCGACAACGAUGCUUGUCAUAAUGAGAGACACUCAUGCCAUACACAACUCGGAUGAACAGCAACGAUUUACUUCGGGCUUUGCCACGGCGAGCUUGACUCACUUCAUCGUGGUCAUAACCACAUGGACAGCUUUACUGACAUCUAUCCUCCUAUCACGCCUCAUGCUCGACCUCCGUGCGGCCGCAGACCUCCUGCCUACAGGCUCCGAAUGUAGCAACCACUUCUUCUGCCGUGCCCCGCCGAGCCACUCUGAAUCUGGCAGUCUGGGCUCGCUCGUAUUCACCGUGCGCACGGCCGCGUGUGACCCUCCGGACGUGCUACCACUGUCGGGGGUGAUCAGCUGCAAUGCAGAACACUACGGGGAGUCAGAGAGCUGGAUAGCCACUGAUCCUGGCGAAGUUGGCUCGCAAGAGCCUGUGAAAGACAACGGUGGAAGUGCGUCUGCUACUUACAGCGAAACGCCUGCCCCAUGGCCGACUAAGAUGCCCUUACCACUAAGUGCUGAGUUUUCUAAUAGGCAUUUGCCAAUAUCCACGCCGAAUCAGGUUACCUUCGCUACUGAUUGUUCAGUGGUCUGGUCGGAACAGGAACAAAAGAUUUAUUUCGUGUGGCAGCAGCCACGGCGACUCGCCUUUCAAGCUGCCGCCGUCAAGAACUUGAAGGCUGAGUACACCGCAUAUAAAGUGUCGCUUACAGGUGUCCUAUGCUGCUACGACUAUCUUCUAACCUUCCCGAGUGAAAUCGAAUAUGUGUGGUCGAAGAAGUUCUCCCUAGCCUCUGGCCUAUUCUACACACUUCGCUACCCCGCAGUGUUGAACACAGUAUUUAUAGCACUGGGAAGCUUCCCGGGCCGGAGCUGGCUGACCUCACAUCGACAGUACUCAUCUCGCUUUUACAGGGUGUUCACGGCAAUGCGUGUAUUCGCGCUUUUCAAGAGGAACAAGGUUCUGUUCGCUUUCACUCUAGGCCUAGGCCUCAUCGCUCCCAUCAUAUCCAUCUAUACGUUCGUCAACUCUCAUCCAAUUCUGGCCGAGAUCACACCAACGUACCAAGUCUGUUACAUCGAGGAUGCGUACAUCAAUAAUCUGGAUGAUGGAGGCUCGAAGACGAUCCUCGUUAUGAUGAGAGACACUGCAAUCUACUUCGGGUACGUGAUACAUGCUCUGGGCUUCAGAGGACAGCGGAUGCGAAGCGCAGUCGAUGUUAGAUUGCUGUUCGUGUUGAACGUCAUCGCUCUAGGCCUUGCCGUCGCCCGCCUCACGCAAUUUAUACUCGUCGUAAGCACAUGGACCGCUAUACUCACCUCCAUCCUCCUCUCCCGCCUCAUGCUCGACCUACGUGCGAGCGCCGCGGACGACCUAGGAACGGCAGACUCCAUCGACAGUCGCACCUUGAGGUUCUGGGACCCGUCCACGAGCCUCUCGCAUACGUUCAGCAUAUUAUCGCCCACCGGGUGCACGACAGAGGAUACCCUAGCACUAGAUGAUACGCAGCGGGACAGCGAGGCGAGAUCUAGAGCUGGACCACUGUGA
Molecule: messenger RNA, 1824 nt
Organism: Fomitopsis serialis
Lineage: Eukaryota; Fungi; Basidiomycota; Agaricomycetes; Polyporales; Fomitopsidaceae
Exons: 20
Coding region: 1-1824 (607 amino acids)
Source: RefSeq, a predicted model, not a curated record